This is a messenger RNA of Gigantopelta aegis, 1299 nucleotides long. RefSeq names its product glycerol-3-phosphate dehydrogenase [NAD(+)], cytoplasmic-like. Gene Ontology annotation, cellular component: glycerol-3-phosphate dehydrogenase (FAD) complex; cytosol. The coding region runs from base 92 to 1162 and encodes 356 amino acids. Gene Ontology annotation, molecular function: glycerol-3-phosphate dehydrogenase [NAD(P)+] activity; protein homodimerization activity; NAD binding. Gene Ontology annotation, biological process: glycerol-3-phosphate catabolic process; carbohydrate metabolic process. NCBI's taxonomy places the organism in Eukaryota, Metazoa, Mollusca, Gastropoda, Neomphalida, Peltospiridae. The transcript has 10 exons. The record is from RefSeq and is a predicted model, not a curated record.
UUUAGAGUUAUGCCCCUUCAGUUUUUGAUACCAAAAGUAAACGUUGAGUUGUUCUUGUUUGGGUCGUUCCUAAUUUUAAUAUUAAAUUGUAAUGGCACCUAAAAGAAUUUGCAUUGUAGGCUCGGGUAAUUGGGGGUCGGCUAUAGCAAAGAUCAUUGGACACAAUGUGAAGCAGAAGAAAUUUGAUGACAAGUUUGAGAAUGAAGUUCCUAUGUACAUGUAUGAAGAGAUGAUCGAUGGGAAGAAACUCACGGAAAUCGUUAACACGAAACACGAAAAUAUAAAAUAUUUACCUGGCUUCAAAAUUCCUGAAAAUGUGAUUGCUAUUCCUGACGUAGCUGUAGCAUGUAAAAAUGCCGAUGUUCUGGUUUUUGUGCUGCCACAUCAGUUUGUCCGAGGAGUGUGCAAGCAGAUUGUUGGCCACGUCAAAAAGGGCGCCAUCGCAGUGUCAAUGAUAAAGGGUUUUGCUAUCACAGACACUGGUAUCGAGUUGAUCUCUCACCAGAUUAAAGAUGAACUAAAGCUAGAAUGUGCCGUGUUAAUGGGCGCCAACUUGGCAACAGAAGUGGCCAGUGAACAGUUUUGUGAGACAACAAUAGGCUGUAAAGACGCAAAACUUGGACAGAUGUUAAAGGAGCUGUUUGAGGCUGAAUAUUUCAGAGUGACCGUUGUUGAUGAUCGGGAUACAGUGGAAGUCUGUGGAGCUUUAAAGAAUGUUGUAGGUAUUGGAUCAGGUAUCGUGGAUGGACUUGGGUUUGGCGACAACACAAAGGCAGCUGUUAUCAGACUUGGUCUUAUGGAGAUGAUCAAAUUUGCUGAAGUUUUCUUUUCAGGUUCGAAGUCAGAAACAUUCUUUGAAAGCUGUGGAAUAGCAGAUUUGGUCGCAACCUGUCACGGUGGUCGGAACAGAAUGUUGGGAGAAGCUAUCGUGAAAUCUGAUAAGUGGAUGGAGAAAGGCAGCGUUCGUGUGUUAGAGAAAGAAAUCCUCAAAGGUCAAAGUUUUCAAGGACCCAGGGUUGCUAGAGAGGUGUUCGGAAUGUUGGAGAAAAGAAGUCUAUGUGAUAGGUUUCCGCUGUUUGUAGCCGUUCACAAAAUCUGUGCCAGAGAAAUGAAUCCAGCUUCCUUUAUUGACUGUCUGAGGGAACACCCAGAACAUUUAUAAGCUGACGCACCAUUGGUUAACUUUUCCAUAAAGAAUUUUGUAAGAGACUUGUUGACUGGUUGCACCCUCCUGGCCAUGUUGAAUCAACCUAAUGAAUGUGCAUAUUAUUCUUUAGUUACAUAAAGUGUUGAAUCAUU